CGCCCAUUCAAGUAUGAGUAUAUCGACAAUGAGGUCAGCAUGUCAGCAUGGGGGUCUACAGACUAGAGCAAUUCCAGUUCACACACACAGAGCCACACAACACACAACACACAACACACACAGAACCGUCAGCUGCCACCCCAACAAUCAUUCAAAACAACAACCCACCCCGAUAAAAUAUAGUGGGGAGAGAGAGAAAGAGAGAGAGAACGAAAGCACUACCAGGCUACCUACCGCUCGCCACCCCACAAGAGUCGCCGCCGUGCAGCGGCCUUGCCACCACCCCCACCGGCAGCGUCAUCCCCCUCUGGCUCCAUCCCCGCCAGCCGUCUGCUCCUCCGAGGCGACUCACUGCCAGCCUCUUGGUGGGUCGAGUUGGACCGAGUGCUCGGCGUGUAGUCGGGCUUGCCGCCCGCUCCAGUGGUCUUGCCCUGGGCGGUGGCUGCGUCGUCUUCGUUCUCGUUCUUGGCCUCUGCCUCGCGCAUGGCUUUCUUGGCGAGUUGAGUGAGCAUGUAGAUGAGGCUCAUGAAGGCGACCAGGCCCACGACGACCACCACGAGCUUCCAGGUGUGGAGGGAGUCCUUGGCCGCCGAACCGCCGCCAGCGGUGAAGACUGAUGAACGCCGAACAGUACAGAGAGUGUGUGCCUGCUCUGUGUGUGUGUUGGUUGGUGUAGUGUCUGGUUUGCUUACUCUCUGAGAGUUCCUUGACGUCGCGCCCUAUGAAGGUGUAGGUGAGGGCGAAGGGGAUGCCUGUCGUCCACGUGGCGAACGUAAAGUGCCUGCAGACAAUCAAAUCAAGGCAUUCACGUCAGCGUCACAUCACCCACCUCCCCACCCCUUCGUUCGUCGUGUCAGUCAGUCGCCCACCAGAAUUUGACUCCCGUGACGCCCAGCGCAUAGUUGUUGACAGUGUACGGCAGCACGAACCGAGCGGCAAACACAAUCUUAAGACCCUCCCGAUGCACUGCAUUAAAGGUGCAGACAUGCACACAUGUGCAGUCCGUCCAUUUCCAUGACUCACCUCACCCACCUGCUUUAUCGAGGGCCCUGAGGACGGGGCUGCUGUGUAUGCGCCGCUCUAUGGAGGUACGGAAGAACGUCCGGCCCAGGAAAAACGACAGACACGCGCCGCUCAGGCUCCCUACAGGACCAACCACGCCAGACAACAGCAGCAGGGAUGCCAAAGGGAGGGGAGACCACAACUGAGUGGGGUCUCGUCUCGUUGUGUGCCACCUACCCACCUGCUGACACGAGGAAUACGGCGAGUAGGUAGUUGGAGAAGAGGAGGCCGGUGCUCAUGCCCAGCAGAGGGGCCGGCACACACAGCACCGCCGCCUGCACACACACACACACUCGGACACAUGACUGACAAGACUGCCAGCCUGCCUUCCUGUCUGCCAGUGGGAUGGAUGCCUCCGUACCACAGCAUAGAAGAGGAGAUAGCAGAUGACCACUUUGCCCAGGUAGUCCUCCUGCACACACAUCCAUCCAUCCAAUGCCACCACACACAACCCAUCCAUCUCUCCAUGAAUCAAGCAAUCAGCAGUCCAUCCUUUCCCUCCCUCCGUUCCAGCCCGCCCACCUGUUCGUGCUGCAGCCACACGAAGAACGCCUCGGCCCACUGAAUGACAGGAUACUUCCACGACACCACGCCGAUGCCGAUGAGCAUGGCCGUGCCGAUAACCAGUCCCAUAUGGCUGCUGACAAACGACUUGGCGUCCCUCGAGCCCGGCAUUGUCAAUGGAGUCGCGUCGGUGGCUGCUUCAGCCUGCUUGGCGGACGAUGCUGAGUUCUGCCGGUGCGGCUCGGCCGUCAUGGAGGAGAGGAAAGAUGCCCUGCCCGCUCAGUUCUGUU
Molecule: messenger RNA, 1856 nt
Organism: Vitrella brassicaformis
Lineage: Eukaryota; Vitrellaceae
Source: the annotation of a GenBank genome assembly